AUGGAGGCCGAGCAAAGCCAGCCGACUGGUGGGGAGCGGUCCGGAGGGCCAGAACAGUCUGUGUCGGAGCCCCCUUUGCGGGGCAGUCUACCCCAGUCUCCUUCCCCACAGCACCACCGACUGUUCCCUUCCCGUUCCCUGCAGACCCCCGGUCGACACCCCCUUCACCGGCAACACAAGAGGGGGGACCUAGAGCACCACUACCCCCGUCUGCAGCAACAGCCACCGUCGGCUUUUCAACUCCCUGGGAGCGCAGACCCAGAGAGGGUGACUGGGACGACAGCGUGGCAGUUCUCAGACUCGCCUGGACCCUCAGGCGGGGCUAUCCCCUCUUCUUCAUCCUCCUCUACCUCCAGAUUGCACCAGCAGUUGGUCCCACCCCCCCGUGCUGGUAAGGAAGCCCAGGAGGGGGUCCCCAGGAGGGAGCGCAAGCCUCAGAAGCCAGGCAAGUAUGUGUGCCAGUACUGUGGGCGGCCGUGUGCCAAGCCCAGCGUCCUGCAGAAGCACAUCCGCUCACACACAGGCGAGCGGCCGUACCCCUGCACCCCCUGCGGCUUCUCCUUCAAAACCAAGAGUAACCUCUACAAGCACCGCAAGUCACAUGCCCACCGCAUCAAAGCAGGGCUUGCCUCGGGCAGGGAAGGGUAUACCCCAGGGGGGCCUGAGGGUGGGCAGCCGGGAGUCGAGCAGGAGGAGCAGACGGAAGGUGAAAGCACAGAUUCGGAGGACGAGACGGGCCAGCACACUUCGUCUCCUUCUUCCUCCUUCUCCCAGGACCCGUAUGGGGGGCUGGCACCCCGCAAGAGUGCUAGUGCAGAGCAGCCUGAGGACUCGCACGCUGUAAAACAGAGGCUGGCCAUGCGGCUCAGCGAGAGGAAGAGAGCCCCUGUGGCUGUGCCGGACGACCCUGCAUCAUCCUUCCUGAGUCCCGGCAGCAAGGGCAGCACUGAGUCGGGAUACUUCUCACGCUCCGAGAGCGCAGAGCAGCAGCAGGGGAGCCCGCCCAGCGCCGACACCAAGAGCUACGCCGAAAUCAUCCUGGGCAAGUACGGGAGGAUGGGGCAGCAGCAGAGGAAUGUUCCCCCACAGCAGCAGCAGCAGCAUCAUCCUCCAUCUUCAUCCACACAGGAAGAGAAGGGCGUCCCCUUCUCAGUGCCCAAGACUCAAGUCAUCGAACACAUCACCAAACUCAUCACCAUCAACGAAGCCGUGGUCGACACCAGUGAGAUUGACAGUGUGAAACCCCGGAGGACCUCCCUGUCUAGAAGGGGCAGUCUAGAGUCACCCAAAGCUGUGGGACAGAAGGACCCUUUCCUGUUUGACCCCAAAGGAGAGUUUCCCAGCACCAGUAGCAGUAUAGGCUGCAUGGGGGUUGGUGUUGUAGGGGAGUCUCUGUACCCCCAGGUGCCCGACCCAGCUUUCCUGGCAGGCCUUUCCUCCACAGUGCCUCUACUGAGAAGCCACUCGAUGCCUUCCUCUGCAGACCCCAGCGCAGCCGCAGGCUCCUCUCACAGCUUCCGGCUAAGUCAUUCCUUCGACGAGCGGCAGGCCUUGGCAACAGAGACACGGGCCGGUACCUUGUUGCCUCCGCAUCAUCGCAUGCUCCGCCGGCAGCCUGCCAUCGAGGUUCCCUUGGGCAGCGAGUUCAUUCCGGAGAAGCCCUCCUCCUCCUGUUCAUCCACGUACAUUGCAGAUCCUGCGCAGAAGCAUCGACGAGGGCCACAGCUGUACAAGUGCGAGGCCUGUGGAGCCCAUUACAAGAAACAGGACAACUACGAGACUCACCGGCGCUACUACUGCCCUGUCCGUCCUCCACAAGCCCCCGAGAGGGAGCCGCUCCCCAGUGCUAACCGUGAAGACCGUCCACAGAUGAUGCAUCACAUGCUGGGGGCCUCGGCAGCAGCAGUGCGCAAGAGGAGGAAGGAGAAGAGCCUGGGAGACGAGGAGGAGCCUCCUGCCUUUGAGCCGAGCCCAGCAUCUGUGACAUCCAGCUCCUCCUAUUCCACCUCUCCCUACUCAGCCUCUGCUGGCAUCCCAAGCAGGCCCUUGGAGGAAAGUCGACAAGCAGCUGACAUCCUGGGCAGAGAGAGCUCUCUGGGGGCCCCUGUACAGUCAGAGCAGGACCGUAGAACCAUAGGAAAGAUCUCUGUCAUCCAGCACACCAGCUCUUUCGAGAAGCAGGAGACAGCCAGUGGGGAGAGUCAGGAAAGCAAUGAGAAGGGCAGAGGAUCUACUGCCUUAGAACAGCACCAGCAGCCCAAGCCGCCCACUUUCUCCAGGCUGGUCCGACAGUCCAACAUCCAGGUGCCGGAGAUCCUUGUGACUGAGGAGCCUGACCCAGAUGUGGUGCUGGCGACCCCCUCAGCUUCUGUAUCCAAGGAGCUGGAGAAGACUGAGGAGUUCCAGUGGCCACAGAGGAGCCAGAGCCUCUCCCAGCUCCCUGCUGAGAAGCUUCCACCCAAGAAGAAGAGACUCAGGCUGACAGAAGCUGCCCAUUCAUCAGGGGAGUCCAGCUUCGAGUCCAUCUCCCUCCCACGUAGCCCCAGCCAGGAGAGCAAUGUAUCCCACGCCUCUAGCCGGUCCGUGUCCUUCGAGGAAACAGGCAAGCCUCAGUCUGAAUCUCAGCUGACAGCUACCAGAGCCUCCCACGUGACCCACAUGCUGACUGUCCCCUCUGGUUCUCACCAGCAUAACCAACCCCACCGGGAGAUGAGACGCUCAGCUUCUGAACAAGCUCCCACCAGUGCUCAGCACCCAGCGCAGAUCGCAGAGGCACGAAGCAAGUCCUUCGAUUACGGCAGCCUCUCCCCUCAGUGCUCGUCGACAGCCUGGCAGGAGAGGCGGAAAUGCCUCCUGGUGAGACAGGCCACCCUGGGUGAGCCAGAGCCAGAGGAGCAGCCUGCGGGGCGGAGCAUCAAAGCCAUGCCACAGGUCUGCCUCGGGUACCACUCUCCAGCACCACCCGCCACUCAGCCUGGCCCAGCCUACCACUCCACAAUACUGAGCACAGACCCCUUAACCAAGUCUCUGCAGCUCUUCCCACCCCCUCCCUCGUGUGAGCACGCUUACCCUCUCCAAAGCCUUCUGCCACCACCCCCACCGACAUCUCUUUCUCAGGGGCAGGCUCCUCAGCUCUUCCCUGCUCCAGGGAUCUCAGAGGUUCUUUCCACCCAGGUAUUGCCCCACUCCUUCCUGCAGGCCUCCUCUCAAGUCCACCCUGCACAGCUACAUCCUGGAGAGCACUUGGGACUGCCCCUUCAGUAUCGCUCCGUCCUGCCCCUUCAGUACCCUGCAGGUGCUGCUCCGGCUCUCUUUGUUCCUGUGCCCCCUGGACUAGGCCUCCAGCCCACAAGAGAACCGUUCCGAGAAUCCAAACCCGUCACCUCCUCUGACCCUCAAGCGCCAAGCCUCCUCCAGCCCCCCAGACCAGUAAUCUCCUCCAGCGCAGAGCAGCUGAGGCCUGUGGUUUCCCUGGUAAUGCCCAUCCGCCUCCAGUCCCAUGUCCCCACCUAUGGCCAUGCCAUAUACACAACACUCUCCCAGGUCCUGGUCACUCGGGCCCAGGAGUCAGCCCACUCCACGGUGGUCAUUUGCAAGGUGGAAGAGGACAGGCCGCGGAUGCCCUACUUGAAGAUCCCCACGACAGAACUCAAAAUGUACCAUCCCUUGACCGUGCCGCUGGAGACUGGAGUGGGCAUGGCGACGGGAGAGGGGCACUGGCCUUCCACGGCCGGAGGCAACAAGCGCAUGCUCUCCCCAGCAGGCAGCCUGGAGCUUAGCGUGGAGGCACAGCGGCAGCAGAAACGAGUGAAGGAGGAAGAGGACGAGGAAAAGGGUGGCAAGGAAGAGGAGGAGCGAGAAGAGAAGGUGAAGGCAAUGCAGAGGGAGGAGGAGGAGAAGAAAGAUAAGGCAGAGGAGGUGGGGAAAGUUAAAGAGAUUCCACUGGAAAAACCUGAGCCGUCUUUGAAGGAAGAAAAGGGAGAGGAAAGCCAGAGAGAGCCUUCCCAAGCUAGGGGUCCUGACAGCAAGAAGGACCCCCCCUACCCCAGCCUGCACACUACCACCACUGUCAGCUGGUGCUACCUGAACUAUGUAAAGCCCACCCCCGGGCCCCAGAGAGACCCCCACAGCUCUGUCUACUCCUCCUGGAGCAUCAGCUUGCACAACCCCAACCUCCCCGGCCUACCCACCAGGGCGGCGCUCUCUUUGCUGUGCUCCAAGCAGAAGCACAGCCCAGAGACCUACACCAUGGCCACUGGCCUGCACCCAGCUGCUGGCAAGCUGGUUUCUGCCAACUCCAGGAAACCCAAGAUGUCCGAGGUACAUCUCACUCCCACUCACAGUGUGGAAGAGAAGGAGGAGGAGAAGAGGGAGAAGAAAGAGCAAGAGGCAUCCACCUCCAAGAGAGCUGAGCCAUCCCGAAUCCCAAUCUUCGAGGGCGGGUACAAGUCCAAUGAGGAGUAUGUGUAUGUGCGCGGGCGAGGCCGUGGGAAGUACGUGUGUGAGGAGUGUGGGAUCCGCUGCAAGAAGCCCAGCAUGUUGAAGAAACACAUCCGCACACACACCGACGUGCGGCCAUACAUCUGCAAACACUGCAACUUCGCCUUCAAAACCAAAGGGAACCUGACGAAACACAUGAAGUCGAAGGCUCAUGGGAAGAAGUGCCAGGAGAUGGGCAUGUCCGGCUCCUCCCUCGACGAGCUGGAGGCAGAGGAAGGAGGCCCUGGUGGUUCCGAGGAGCAGGAUGAUCACCAGUUCUCAGACGUGGACGACUCUGAGGACUCCGAAGAGAACGAGGAUGAAGAGGAGGAGGAGGAGGAAGAGGAGGAGGAGUCUCAUGAGGAUCCACCCUCCUCCAUCUCCCCUGACAACAGACAUUCCAGCCCCCGGGAGAGGGAGCCCCCAGCAGGGCCGCCCGAGUACCUUUCUCCUCGGAGACACUGGCCCUCGGACCGCGAGGCCUCACCGGGCAGCAAGAGGGCACUGUUCUCACGUCGGCACUUGGAGGCGUCUCCCCUGCGCUGCCUGUCCCCGGGAAGGGAGGAUCUCUCCUCACCCAGCCGGCACCUCUCCCCAGGGCCCGAGACCGGCCCCUCCCCCUUCCGGCCACGCUCCCCGGGCAAACUGUCACCACGACGACUGCAUUCUUCUAUCGCCACGGAGACGGCAGCCUUGUGGUACGAGAGGGCUCACUGCUCCUCCUCCUUCACUGUCCAGCCGAGCACAGAGUGGAGCAGGAUCCUGGUGUGGACUGGAUCUCGCACCGCAGCCUGUGGACCUCUGCUUUGUGUGGAUCAGAGCAGAAUCCUGGUGUGGACUGGAUCUCGCACUGCAGCCUGUGACCCUCUUUGCAGCAGUAAGCAGGAACUCCCUCCUUCCAUGUGGAGCUCCAGGAGGAAUAAUCCCACCCUAGUAUUCAGAUCUGGUGACCCCGGGGAGAAGCAUCAGGCGAUGAACUCCACAUAG
Polyodon spathula (Mississippi paddlefish) is the source of this 5466-nucleotide messenger RNA. RefSeq names its product transcription factor HIVEP3-like. Gene Ontology annotation, biological process: regulation of transcription by RNA polymerase II. The coding region runs from base 1 to 5466 and encodes 1821 amino acids. Lineage: Eukaryota; Metazoa; Chordata; Actinopteri; Acipenseriformes; Polyodontidae. Gene Ontology annotation, cellular component: nucleus. Gene Ontology annotation, molecular function: RNA polymerase II cis-regulatory region sequence-specific DNA binding; DNA-binding transcription factor activity, RNA polymerase II-specific; zinc ion binding. The record is from RefSeq and is a predicted model, not a curated record. The transcript has 6 exons.